AUGCAAUCGACAGAGUCCUUUGACAGCCACGCGAGCGGCAGCCCCAUGGCAUACGCAGUCGACGGUCAUCAGAUGUUCUACCCCCACGACAUGACUGCUUACAACUCGUCCUUCAAUGCACCUCAAGAGAUCUUCUAUGCAAACCCCCAGUUCAUCUCGCCCAACGCCUCCUUCUCAACGCAGCCUGAUUGCGGUAUCAUGGAUGACUACCAUCAGGUCCGACAUGACAGCUCGAAUGAGUUUGCUCCCACAGCCAUGGUACCCCCGGUUCCGUCGUUGAUGAGCUCGAUGAGCUCCCUCGAGAGCUCUCCCAUGCAAUCAACAUCAUCACAACAAUCAACCACGGCAAAUGUAGGCGUUCCAUCAAGCCAAAGCCUUCAAAGCCAUGUAGCACUGCGCAUGUACACUGGAUCACCCACUCGCCCCCAGCACAGAGUUGGCAAGUUUUCUACAUAUCAAUCAAGCCGCCCGACAAGAAACAAGAGGACUGGUGUGGCUUGUGAUCCAUGCCGAGCGAAGAAGCAAAAGUGUGACGGCGCCAAAAGAUGCCAUCAGUGCGCGACCAAUAACAUCGAAUGCAAAUACCGCGAGGUCGAACCGAAAUCAAGUGGCAACGUUCUAGAACAACUCGCCAGACUGGCCGCAAACUCUGCGGAGACCAUUCAGGACCUUCACCAGAAGCUCGACGAUGUCACAUCACGGCUACGACAAUUAGAAGGUCAACUGGAGAAGAUGCAACAUCGCUGUGGACGUUGCAACACCCUACAUGCCGAUUCACCCGACUCGAAAAAUGUGAUAUCACCACGAUUGUGA
Molecule: messenger RNA, 813 nt
Organism: Dissoconium aciculare CBS 342.82
Lineage: Eukaryota; Fungi; Ascomycota; Dothideomycetes; Mycosphaerellales; Dissoconiaceae
Exons: 3
Coding region: 1-813 (270 amino acids)
Biological process (GO): regulation of DNA-templated transcription
Molecular function (GO): DNA-binding transcription factor activity, RNA polymerase II-specific; zinc ion binding
Source: RefSeq, a predicted model, not a curated record